Molecule: messenger RNA, 1113 nt
Organism: Trichoplax adhaerens
Lineage: Eukaryota; Metazoa; Placozoa; Uniplacotomia; Trichoplacea; Trichoplacidae
Exons: 9
Coding region: 1-1113 (370 amino acids)
Biological process (GO): DNA-templated DNA replication; rRNA processing
Cellular component (GO): nuclear pre-replicative complex
Molecular function (GO): protein binding
Source: RefSeq, a predicted model, not a curated record
AUGGCUGAGAUUCAAGAAAUUGCAUUUAUUACGGAAUCAAACGGUCAUUCAGGCUGUAUUUCUGCAUGGAAUUUCCAUACCGGUAUACAAUAUAAAAGUUAUAAAAAUGGAUGUUGCGCCAAGCAUGCCCUUGCAGUGACCGACAGCUAUCUCCUUGCUGCACAACCUGGUCAAGCGCUGAUCCAUGUUUGGUCCGUUAGCAAAGAGCAGCUUCAUAUGAAGAUUGCUUGCCCAGGUAAAAUUACAGCUUUGGCUUGCAGCCAAGACAGUGCGUAUUGUGUCGCUGCUAUUGAAGAAAAAGUUUAUGUUUGGCAGCUAUCGACUGGUAAUUUACUGUCAGUACUAUCUCGCCAUUACCAAGCCAUUCGAUGCAUUCGCUUUGUCGAUGAUUGCUCACAUUUUAUCACCGGUGGUGAUGAUGGACUUGUCAUUGCAUGGAGGCUUGCAGACGUCAUUGCUAUUGGGAAUCAAUUCGAAACCGGUAAUCGAUUAAAAUCUCCAAGUGAUGCAGUCAACUGUUUAAGUACCUCUAUUGAUGGGAAUCUAUUAUUAUCCGCGUCUGAAGACUGCACAGUUAAAUUAUGGCAUACAUCCGGCUUUCAAUGCAUAAAGAUAAAUCAAUUGAAAGGUCCCAUUACCAAUUUAGCUUUUACUACUGCCCCUCAUACGGCAAUUAGACCGAAGGAUUUACGAAAGCAAUGUUUACCACCUUUGAAACCUUUUAAACGUUAUUUAUAUGAUCCAAAUGCUGCGAUCGAUGUAAAUAUGUCGACUGUUCAAGGGAUGAAAUUGUUAGCUCAGGAUAGCGUAGAUGUGUUAUUAAAAGGAAAUACUAAGGUAUUAACUUCCUUUUGUUCUCAAAUUUGCUGGUCUAAGGAUAUUUUCCAUUUACAAGAUUUUUCAUCUAACUCUGGAAAAAAUGACAAAUUAGAGCGGAAAAUCGUUAAUGAUGCUAUGGAAGCCGUUAGUCGUGAGCGAAAAGAUAGUAAAACAAAUCUCAAUGAGGAAGGAAUACAGAAUUCUUCUCAAUUGCAGGAAGAAAUUAGUAAACUUCGAGAAAUUAAUAAAAAUUUUUACUUGUUUGCUGUAAACGAAUUAUUUGAACGCAACUGA